GCCUCCUCUUGACACAUAUGCCUGGAUACUGCUGUGUUGGACAGAGGAGGUAGACAAACCCGAUGAUAAAACAUGUAUGGGUCCCACGUGAAACAAGUGUGUAUGACGACUCAUAGGCAACUCGUCAUCGAUUGACGUUAUCAACAACGGGAGCUUUCCAUGGCUUUAAACUGCCCAGCAGUGUGCGUCAGUGCACAACAAGAAAAGGCGACGAAAAUUUGCACUUCUUCGUAUUUCCAAGAUUUUUGCAUCUUCAAGUGUAAAGCCCAUCAUCAUGCUCCCAGCUCAAGAAGCCGCUAAAAUCUACCACACCAACUACGUGCGUAAUGCUCGUGCAGUCGGGGUACUCUGGACCAUCUUUACCAUCUGCUUCGCCAUCAUCACCGUGGUGGUGUUCAUCCAGCCCUACUGGAUCGGAGACAGCGUCAACACCCCGCAGGCCGGGUAUUUCGGCCUCUUCCACUACUGCAUCGGUAACGCGCUGACCUCGGAGCUCACCUGCAAAGGAAGCGCGCUGGAUUUCGGUUCCAUCCCGUCCGGCGCCUUCAAAACGGCGAUGUUCUUUGUGGGGAUCUCGAUGCUGCUCGUAGUGGGCAGCAUCAUUUGUUUCAGCUUGUUUUUCUUCUGUAACGCGGGAAGCGUUUAUAAGAUUUGCGCCUGGAUGCAGCUGGCCUCCUGUACCUGUAUGGUGAUUGGCUGCAUGAUCUACCCGGACGGCUGGGACUCGGAGGAGGUGAAGCGCAUGUGUGGCCAGCGGACAGACAAGUACACCCUGGGGAACUGCACAGUGCGCUGGGCCUACAUCCUGGCCAUCAUCAGCAUCAUGGACUCACUCAUACUCUCUUUCCUCGCCUUCAGCCUGGGAAACCGACAGGACAAGCUGCUGCCAGACGACUUCAAGGUGGAGGGCAAAGAUGAUGCCUGACAUCUCCAACUGAAGAUUGAGAUUUUUUUUGUCAACUCUAGUUGAAAAAAUAUGAUCAGUUGGUUGAGAACUUAUUAGAUCGCCAUUACGGUAAUUCCCCCUAAAAGAGUGAAUCAUGAACAUGAGUUAAUAAUGUUAUGUUUCAGAAACUGAUCUACUAAGUUUUAAGCUAAUUUAUUUUUGGAUCAUAGACAUGGAGUUCAGAUUGAUUGAAUACAUUAACAUUCAAAAUAAUUAUGCAACAAGAAUUCCUGAUGCAGUAACACCUUGGAGCAAUACAGAUUUGUCAGUGACAAUAAAUUCUAAAUAUCUAAAGGCUCCUCAUUCUUAACUGACGGAUCAUAUGUAGGCCGAUGUUCCACAUAGCUAGAACAACUAACCCAUAGCUAACCCUAAACCACACAAGUUGGCCCAGCAUAAGAUCGUUCCAGCAAUGCUUCACACACACACUGUUCAUACCAGACCCACACACACUGUUCUGCUUUUUCAAAAUCUUUAUUCUUCUCAACUACAGAAAAAGGUCUUUGUUUUAAUAGUUUUACAAUCAAAUGCAGGGAGGGGGCGAGGAGAGGGAGAGAGACUAUGAGAGUUGUGCUUUGUAGACAGUAGCAGGCUGAUGGUUGGGGUGGACCACUGGAGGCCUGUUUCCUGGUAGAGCGGUGAACAACCUUCAUACCGUAGUAUCUGCACAAUCCUUUUUGUUUGUUGGCUUCAAAUACUGUUGUAACAGCAUGUUGAUGGGGGAAGGGCCACAGUAUGAAAAUAAGCUUUUAAAAUGCAG
Molecule: messenger RNA, 1706 nt
Organism: Hypomesus transpacificus
Lineage: Eukaryota; Metazoa; Chordata; Actinopteri; Osmeriformes; Osmeridae
Gene: lhfpl5a
Product: LHFPL tetraspan subfamily member 5a
Exons: 4
Coding region: 275-925 (216 amino acids)
Biological process (GO): sensory perception of sound; detection of mechanical stimulus involved in sensory perception
Cellular component (GO): plasma membrane
Source: RefSeq, a predicted model, not a curated record